UUUAAGCUCGCCGUUAAGCACAUUUAGUCAGUGCACUUGACUAAAUUUCUUUUCAUUCGCUAAUAAAAUCUACGGAACGGCCCUACACGCUCCAUUUUUUAAACUCGCCGUUGAGCACAUUUAGUCAGUGCACUUGACUAAAUUUAUUUUCAUUCACUAAUAAAAUCUACGGAACGGCGCUACACAAUUUAUCCAUCUGUAAUAGGCAUUUGGUUAUUACUAAAAGAUGCCGUAUAGCUAGAGCAGACAGAGAAAACAUUAUGAACAGCUAACUUUUCUUAUAAAACAUUGCUAAUAAACAAAUUAUUUCAACAAAAUCACAAUAUUAAACAAAAUUGAGGAAUUUUAAGUACAUUACACCGGUUGAAAAAUCUUGCAGUUUGAUAUUAUUAUUUUUUUAAUAACUUUAUUAUAAUUAUACUAUUACAAUUAUAAUUAACAAUUUAAGGAAAAUAGGGAUGUACCGACAUGACAAUGUGAAAGAAGCAUCCUUGGCCCCACCCUAAUUUAAACAAUAACCAACAAUAACAUAACCUAAUAAUAUCUCCAAUUGUUAUAAUUGUCAGCCGGUGUUAUUAGCUGGAAAGUUAAAGGACAUAAAACUGUCUUAAAUAUGCCUCCAAAGAAAAGGCGCAACAUUAACUGUGGCAGCGAUAAUGAGCUGUCUGGAAAUGAAUCGGAAAUAUCAAACUCUAGUCAUGAAAAUACUCAACAUCACUAUUCUUCUGAGGACGAGCAUCCCGAGCAUGAAACAGAUGAUAGCUCGGACAUGGAUAUGGAGGAAUGCGAAAACCGUAGGAAGGAGCUGGGCAAAGAUAUACAAGAGUUGGAGAUCCAGUUUAAUAUUCUCAGGGAGCGUAUUUACACCGAGCGAAUUGAGCAGGUUAAGAAACAAAUAGCUGAGCUUCAAGCUGGAACCUCAUCUCAAUACGUAACUCAAUUAAAUCUAUUGGAAGAAGAAAAACGUUCUAGAAUUGAAGUAGCAGGCGUCUUAAGGGAUGUUCGAAUGGAUACUUUGAAAAAUCAGUAUGAAGCAGAAAUAACAGCUGCUUUGCAAAAUUUUGAGAAUGACAAAAAGUUGGCACAAGACACUAUCUACAAUGAGUUAAUGAAUACUAUCAAGCAACUGGAAGAGGAUAAGAGAAACAGCGAAAUUGCGUGGGGCGAAGGUGGCAAAUGGGCUGCAAAGAAAGGUGCUACUCCAAGAGCGAAAAAAGCAGUGACUGUCUCCGGGCCCUACAUUGUUUACAUGCUAAAGCCUGAAGAAAUUAUGGAAGACUGGACUACGAUAAGGAAGGCAUGCCAAAACACGUAAUGUUUUUUAGUGAGUAUUCAAAUGUUUGUUCUUGCUUAAAUAUGUUAUAUGUUUUUAAUGUUUAUUAGCUGCUAAUAAGUAUUGAGUAGCUUUCAGAUGAAGAGAUGCAUUACGAUAAUGAUUAUGAUGAUUAUGAUUUAUAAGUGUUUUGUUUAACUUUUUACAUAAUUCAGUUCGGCAUGUUUUGUCUUUUUAGGAUCUGAUUCAUUAUUAGUAUAAGAGACUUUUGACCCUCUGAACACUAUUACUAUUAGUUAAAGUAUUAUAUUUAUUACAUAUGUGUUAGGAAUCAUUCCAUUAUGUUAAGUAGGCAUAUACGAGAGGUUUCACUAUUUAUUCUAGUUUGUUAAUCAAAUGGUGAUAUUAGCUGUACCUGAGUUUAGAAGUAUUUUUAAAACGUUGUCGUUAGUGAUAAUUCACUCUCAAGAAUUUUACCUAGUUUUUUUUCUGAUUUUGUUCGAAACUACUUUAUAACUUAAAAUUUUUUUUAAGUUCAAACCUGCAUUGUACUGUAUAUACAGCGUAAGUUGUAUUUAACUAUUUGCUGUGCAAUAUGUACAAUGUAUGGAAAUAUGCUGUGCCUUAUUAGAUUUUAGUGUUAUAAUAUUUUUGUACUGAUUUUUGACAAUAAAAUAAAAAAAUA
Messenger RNA from Dendroctonus ponderosae (mountain pine beetle), 1958 nucleotides. RefSeq names its product breast cancer metastasis-suppressor 1-like protein. Gene Ontology annotation, molecular function: histone deacetylase binding. The coding region runs from base 614 to 1315 and encodes 233 amino acids. Lineage: Eukaryota; Metazoa; Arthropoda; Insecta; Coleoptera; Curculionidae. Gene Ontology annotation, biological process: negative regulation of transcription by RNA polymerase II. The transcript has a single exon. The record is from RefSeq and is a predicted model, not a curated record. Gene Ontology annotation, cellular component: Sin3-type complex.